Molecule: messenger RNA, 969 nt
Organism: Adineta steineri
Lineage: Eukaryota; Metazoa; Rotifera; Eurotatoria; Adinetida; Adinetidae
Source: the annotation of a GenBank genome assembly
AUGGAUAAAAUUGUUAUAAAACCAUUACAAGAAAUAAGUUUACCUGGAAAUGUUGAAGAAGUUAAUAAUGAUGAUAUAAAUGUUAAAUCAUUUUCAUCCAAUAUAAAACAAAGUAAAUGGAAAGUUGUUAAAGAAAAUAAUCAAUUAAAACUACCACGACAUUCACAAGGAGAUAUUAAAUUAAGCAGUAUUAUUGAAGAACUUCAAAAAUUUUCACUUGAAUCAGAAUUAAAAAAUUCCGACGAAGAAUCAAUAAAUGAUUCACAUAGCUGGAUUCAAAUAGCUCGACGACAAUUAGCACAUUAUCUUGUAUUACCAAAAUUUCAUUAUUCUAUUAUUGUUUUAGUUGUUAUUGAUCUUAUUGUCGUACUUGUUGAUUUAGUUCUUGCUCAAUUAUCAUCACCAUGUUUAACGGAUCAAGAAUUGAUAGAAUAUAAUACAACUUUACAACGAGAUACAUGUUUACUUCCAUAUUCCGUGGCUUUAAGUCGUGCUGAAUUAUUUCUUUUCUAUUUUUCCGUCGUAUUAUUAAUAAUAUUUGUACUUGAAAUCUUCCUAUCAUUUUUUACAUUUGGUUUUCAACAUUAUAAAAAUGUGUUAUAUUUAUUGGAUAGUAUUAUUGUAUUUACAUCAUUUGUAAUGGAAAUAUAUUUUCAUUAUGGAAAUAUUGGAAGAGCCGGACGUGCAGCUGCAGCUAUUGUUGUAUUACGUUUAUGGAAAAUAGUUCGAGCUAUUCAUGCUGUUGUUCAUUCUAUUACACUUAAAAAUCGAAUAAUUAUUAGAAAAAUUCAAGAAGCUCAAACAAUUAUUGAACAAGAAAAAUCAACUACCGAAAAAAUGCUUGAAAAACAAGAAAUUAAAGUUGAUUAUUUAACAAAUCUUUUAAAAACAUUGAGUAAAUUACCAUCUCAAGAACAUAUUGAUGCUUAUGUAGAUAAAACAUGGCAACAGAGACAUAAAGAUAAAUAA